Pseudozyma flocculosa PF-1 is the source of this 2112-nucleotide messenger RNA. RefSeq lists its product as uncharacterized. The transcript is spliced from 2 exons. NCBI's taxonomy places the organism in Eukaryota, Fungi, Basidiomycota, Ustilaginomycetes, Ustilaginales, Ustilaginaceae. The record is from RefSeq and is a predicted model, not a curated record. The coding region runs from base 1 to 2112 and encodes 703 amino acids.
AUGCUGGUCGGGCGUCUACGACGCCGCUCGGCCAUCAUCGCCAUCGCCGCUCUCUUCGCCUCUUACCUCCUGCACCUGGCAGCUGCGGCACCUGCCUCAGGGUGGGGAUUCGACGAGCUCAGCCGGAUUUUCCAGCACGAACCGCCCGUCCAAGAAGCUUCAGACGUCUCUCCCAGCCUGGUCCACCCUGUUCCUUCGCCUUACCAUGUUCAGGAGCCUCAGCAGCGAAACCCGACUCACGCCGAUACCUGGCAGCAUCUCCUUGCUACCGGCCAAUGGCACGACGCUCCUCCGUUGCCGAUCUCUCACCAAUCCGGCUCCCACCAGCCCCUGCCUCGUCACAGCUUGGCGGUCGACGCCUUGCAGCACCCGCACGAAUCCUACACCUGGCCAGACUCGACCGGGCUUUUUGCCCGACCGCAUCCGAGCCACGAAGAAUCGGUCGCCCUCGAUCAUCCCGCUGCCCGGGUCGCUCACGGCUGGGACACGUUGGCCCCUCCUCGGCAUCCCCAGCCUGCUCCACCUUCAAGCCAUUUCGCUCAGCUCGAUGCGGGUCUGCCCGAAUACGGCCACGACCAGGACCAGUCCUGGCACCCGGCGGCUUUCUCGGUCGAUCGUCACGGCUGGUAUUCGUUGCAGCCCGGUCCGUCGUACAGCCAUCAAGGCCACGCCGAGCCCGAGGCCGGCGCGUUUGACGAGCUUGCCCCGCUCUUGAACCAGGCGCCUCGACACUCGGUCCAGGAUGCAGGCGACCAAGGCGCUUUGCGACACGCGCCGCGUCUGCCGUCGCCAGAAUCGUCGUCGGAGGAUACCACGCAGCUCUCAGUCGCAGCGAGCUCUGGCACCAUCACGCCGGAACGAGAGACGUCAAUCCUGCGAAAGGGCAGAGAGCUUCUGCAACCAGUCAGACUCGUAAGCUUGGUCGUGGACGAGCGUAGGCGGUACGCCUUUGUCGCGGACGAUGCCCUUCUCGAAUGGCUGCAGGAGGUCCUCGAGAUGCGACGGGGCCUCCUGAGUGGCAAGGCCGCCGAGGUGUGGAGCGAGCUGACGAUCAAGGUGCGGCCGAGAUCGUCGGACGAAAAGGCCAGCCUCCAAUCUGCUCGAAUGGCACUGAUGGAGUUCAAGGUCAAAAGGGCCGAGUCGUCGUCGUCGUCGUCUCCCGGGCCAUUCACGGCGGUCACGACGCCGCUCGAUGACUUUGCGAUCGGCGACUGGCGUAUCCACGGCCGCAAGCGCGGGACCAACCAGUAUGGCAUGGACAUGGCCCGGCCCGGGGUGUACACAUUCUUUGCCUUCCACCUCGACCCGGACCUCGCGGUCGCGCUGGGAGAGGUCAAGGUCUCGUCUGCUGUGGCGGAUAGGCUGGCAGCCGGCGCGCAGACGCGUCCGGUGCCGCAAAGAGCACCACAAGUGGCGCCGAUCGACUGGCGAUUAUCGAGCAAAGCCGCAAUGCCGCCGCAACCAGAUCUGCACUGGCUCGAAAACGAGGGGGCGAGGGCGCUCGACACGGGCAGGCUCCGGAGGGCCGAAGCCAACCGCUUGAAAAGAAGACCAUGCCUGAUCGGCGACGACGAGGCGCGCGAGUGGCUGCAGAGCGUCUACCAGGCGCGACGCCGGUUCGUGGUGCCCGAGGAAGCGGGGCGGUGGCGCCUGCUCCGGUUCCGCGUCUACGCCGACGACAUGCUGGGCGUCAGCGGGCCGAGGAUCUACAAGAACUUCCGCGCCAACAAGGAGCGACAGGCGCGGUAUGCGACCACCGCCGGGCCCUUUGGACACGCGCUCCAGACGCCGCUCGACGACUUCUCCGUCGCCGGCUACCAGAUCCGCAUCCGCGCACCCGGCACGGCGUCGUACAGCACCAAGGGCGCGCUGGCGGGCGUCUACACCGUCCUCGCCACGCCCAACGACGACCUCGACAGGGGCACCUACAUCGUCAUCGGCAAGAUCGAGGUCGAAGAGGUCCCCGGCUUGCCUCGUAGCGUGCGACCGGGUCUCCGCGUCUGGAGGCCGUCGCUCCCGGGCGAGGAAGGAGGCGAAUUUGCAGGACCCUCGGCCAGCCCAAGCCAUCCUCUGCCGCAGCUCGCUCCGGGCCCUGAUUCAGGGUACGAGUGA